Molecule: messenger RNA, 1557 nt
Organism: Monoraphidium neglectum
Lineage: Eukaryota; Viridiplantae; Chlorophyta; Chlorophyceae; Sphaeropleales; Selenastraceae
Exons: 8
Coding region: 1-1557 (518 amino acids)
Biological process (GO): cilium assembly
Molecular function (GO): protein binding
Source: RefSeq, a predicted model, not a curated record
AUGAGCGAUCAGACGUCUCAGCUAAGCCUUAUCAGUGUCGUGGGCUUCAGCGGGGCGGACGACACGCUGCUCCUCCACCCGGAUGGCCGCACGCUGAUCUAUCCCCUGGGAAGCACGGUAGUGCUUCGUGACAAGAAUGAUCCUCGAGCUCAGGAGUUCCUCCAGGGCCACACGGACCGCGUUUCGGCGCUGGCGCUGUCGAAAUCGGGCCGUUACCUGGCCAGCGGCCAGAUCACGUACCUCGGCUUUGCCGCUGACAUCAUCGUGUGGGACCUGACGACGCGGAGCCUUGUCAAGAUCCAGGCGCUCUCCUUCUCCCCAGAUGAGACCGUCCUGGCGUCGCUGGGCGGCGCCGACGACAACUCCAUCGUGCUGUGGAACGUGGCCAGCGGCGAGCCGAUCUGCGGCAGCCCCACCAACGCGGACUUUGUGCUGCGCAUGGCGUUCCUCAACCACGACAACACGAAGAUCGUCACGGCCGGCAACUACAACCUGCGGCUGUGGACGUACGACAGCGCCAACAACAAGCUGGUGCCUCAGGACGCGCAGCUGGGGCAGCUGCAGCGCAUGAUACGGUCGCUCACGGUGGACAGCAGCGACGCGUUUGUGUAUGCGGGCACGACCUCAGGGGACGUGCUGCAGGUCAGCCUUGACCGCGUGCUCCUGCGCAACACUGGCCCGGCCAAGGCGCCCCUGCAGCGCGGCGCCACCGCCUCGGCCGAGGCGCCCAUCCCGGACCACCUCAUUGUCGGCGGCGGCGACGGCGCGCUGUGCCUGCUGCGCACUGCGCAGGAGCCGAGCGCGGCCAACCCCAAGCGGCUGAAGCCCAUGGGCGUCGUCGCGUCUGUGCGGCUGGAGGGCGGCGUGAGCAGCAUAGUGGUGGAGGGCGGCGCCGGCAAGGGCGGCGCGUUCAGCGUGCUGGUGGGCACCCAGGCGUCAAACAUCUAUCGGGUCACAUACGACGCCACGGCGUGCAAGCUGUCAGAGGAGCUGCUGCAGACGGCCCACCCCGACCGCAUCAACGCGCUCGCCUUCCCAGCGGGCUACAGCGAGGUCUUCGCCACCGCUGCCGCGGGCUGCGUGCGUGUGUGGCACCUCAACAGUUGCCGCGAGCUGCUACGGAUAGCGGUGCCCAACCUCGAGUGCAAGUGCAUCUCGUUUGCGGUGGACGGCAAGAGCAUCAUCAGUGGCUGGAGCGACGGCAAGGUGCGCGCCUUUGGCCCACAGUCCGGCAAGCUGCUGUACACCAUCAACGACGCCCACCACAAGGCCGUCACCGCGGUGGCCGUCACGCCCGACGCGGGCCGCAUCAUCACCGGCGGCGAGGAGGGCAUGGUGCGCGUGUGGCGCGUGUCCAAGGGCGUGGCCACGAUGGAGGCGAGCCUCAAGGACCACAAGGGCCCGGUCAACUGCAUCGCGGUCAACAACGGCGGCGGGGACGAGGCCGCCAGCGCGUCGAGCGACGGGUCGGUCAUCAUCUGGGACCUCACGACACACAGGCGCGCGGCGCAGGGGGUCGCGCGCAGGGGUCCACGGCUCACACGGGGGGAGGCGUGA